AUGGUGCACCUGCCCCCUCCCCCCGCCGACCCUUCCACCGUGCCAGAUCUGGCUGCGCACGAUGUUGUGCCGCCCGAAGGCCGCCACCGCCCGGGAGGUAGACCCAGGCUCCGAGGGUGUCCCAAUCGCGACCACCCCACUCCAGCAGGAGGACCAACCCCCCGGCAACAGCUUCAGGACUUCUGGACCGACCGGAUGGCUGAGAUCGAGCAGAUAUCGGAGUUCAAGACCCACAACGUUCCUCUCGCGAGGCCGCGGAUCAAGAAGAUCAUGAAGGCUGCCCCAGAGAAGUCCUGA
This is a messenger RNA of Brachypodium distachyon (stiff brome), 297 nucleotides long. Its product is annotated as nuclear transcription factor Y subunit C-6-like. Lineage: Eukaryota; Viridiplantae; Streptophyta; Magnoliopsida; Poales; Poaceae. The record is from RefSeq and is a predicted model, not a curated record. Gene Ontology annotation, molecular function: protein heterodimerization activity. Bases 1 to 297 code for a protein of 98 amino acids. The transcript is spliced from 2 exons.